Meira miltonrushii is the source of this 552-nucleotide messenger RNA. RefSeq lists its product as uncharacterized. The transcript is spliced from 3 exons. The record is from RefSeq and is a predicted model, not a curated record. NCBI's taxonomy places the organism in Eukaryota, Fungi, Basidiomycota, Exobasidiomycetes, Exobasidiales, Brachybasidiaceae. The coding region runs from base 1 to 552 and encodes 183 amino acids.
AUGUCAGAUUCAACACCCAAGAACCCGUUAGAAGGGGGUAACGAUUGCGAGACAGGAAAUUGCGUUCCUGAGCAAGCAACAAGCAAGACAAGUACAGCAUCAAAGGGUUCAGACAGUCUAACGAACUGGCAAGAAUUCAUUCCUCCGAUCAAGAGUGCAUACGCAUUCGGCGAUGAGCUUUUGCCGAGCAUCGUAAUCGAAUACUGCAAUAGAUGUAGAUGGCAACAUAGAGCAACAUGGGUGCAAACAGAGCUGUUCAUCACAUUUGAAGAUAAACAAGAGCAACAAUCCAACGAUCAAAACCAAAACAAAAGUGGAGGCAAAUAUGCUUCUUCGGUUGGACUGAAGAGCAUUCAACUCAUACCUUGUAAUCGACCUGAAACAGGAGGCAGAUUCCGAGUGUGGCUUUAUCGUAAUGGAAAGAUUGUACUUUUGUGGGAUCGAAAGAUUAAAGACGGAUUUCCAGAAUUGAAGGAAUUGAAACAGAUCGUACGUGAUCAGAUCGCUCCCGGACACAAUCUUGGGCAUUCAGAUCGAAAGAAGGAAGCGUAA